AUGGCAGUGUCAGCUGUACAGCGCAAGAAGGUGCUCAGAGUGCUUGUUAUAUCCUUGAUCUUGGACCUGGUAUCCUUUACCUUCAUCUUGCCUCUGUUCCCGAAACUCCUCGAGUUCUACCGCAAUGUCGAAACCCAGUCCGAUUCGACCCUCCUCGCGAACGUCAUCCACGGCUUGAACGCCUACAAGAACAGCUUCGAGAAGCCCAUCAAUGAUCGUUAUGACAUCGUCCUGCUAGGAGGAGCAUUGGGCUCCCUGUUCUCAUUAUGUCAAGCGAUAGCCUCGCCGAUCAUCGGGACUCUCUCGGAUAGAUAUGGACGAAGGACAGCACUUCUCUGGUCAAUGACCGGAAACAUCGCCUCAGUCGCACUAUGGUGUGCAGCAACAGACUUCCGCACUUUCCUGGCAAGCAGAAUCGUUGGUGGUCUGAGCGAGGGCAAUGUGCAGCUGGCUCUCGCCAUCGCGACAGACAUCAGUACCGACCAGGACCGCGGUAAGACAAUGGCCUUGGUCGGAGCUUGCUUCUCGGUGGCCUUCACCUUCGGCCCAGCUUUGGGCGCAUGGCUGUCGACCAUCACUACCGUAUCUGCCAAUCCAUUCGCAACAGCAGCUGGCGUCAGCUUGGCUCUGAUCGUAACGGAGACCAUUUACAUCUACUACGCGCUGCCCGAGACACACCCAACGAACCAGACUCCGAUCACAGAGCCUGGCACGUCGUACGCAGAUGCAGUCAAGGAGGGCACUGGCAAGAGGGAGAGGACGAACAGUCAUACCCUGCUCAACUUGACGCACUUUAGCUUCAUUCUCUUCUUCAGCGGCAUGGAGUUUUCGCUACCUUUCAUGACCUACGACCUCUUUGCAUACGGCAGUAAGGACUCUGGAAAGCUUCUUGGUUUCAUUGGCCUGGUCGCGAGUGUCCUCCAAGGAGGUGUUACCAGACGUAUGCAUCCACUGCGAGUCGUUCAGCUUGGUGUUGCAAGUGCGGCAGUAGCGUUCUUCUUGCUCUCGCGACUUCAGACACAGGGUGCCCUGUAUGGCGCAGCAACGUUGCUGGCUAUCACAAGCAGCACUGUCGUGACCGGUCUGAACAGCUUGAGCAGUUUCGAGGCCAGCGCAGAUCGGAGAGGAGAAAAGCUAGGACACCACAGAGGUUUCGGUCAGGUAGGACGAGCACUCGGACCCCUUAUCUUCUGCUCGCUAUACUGGUGGGCUGGUAGGGAGACAGCAUACAUCAUUGGAGGUAGUGGCAUGGUGGCGGUAACUGGUCUGGUCUUUGGAGGACUGAAGCCACCGAAGGGUCUGGAGAUGAAGAAGCCAGCCAAAGCUGUGAAGGCAAACGGGACCGCAGUCAAGGCCCAGUAG
Fulvia fulva is the source of this 1362-nucleotide messenger RNA. Its product is annotated as Major facilitator superfamily domain-containing protein 10. Gene Ontology annotation, cellular component: brush border membrane. Bases 1 to 1362 code for a protein of 453 amino acids. Gene Ontology annotation, biological process: transmembrane transport. Gene Ontology annotation, molecular function: transmembrane transporter activity. The record is from RefSeq and is a predicted model, not a curated record. Lineage: Eukaryota; Fungi; Ascomycota; Dothideomycetes; Mycosphaerellales; Mycosphaerellaceae. The transcript has 2 exons.